GUAUUGGUUAGCACGUGAUUCGCCCGGUGUGGCGAUGCACGCAACCGACAGAUCAACACCAAACAUUGAUCUGUUGCCAGAUAGCAGGUCAACUACCCUUUCUCAAGUCCUGCGAUACAGUCAGGCUUUUAUUUACCGGCAACACCUAGUGGGCAGGAGAUCAUGUCUGUCGAACAACGUCUCAUUACGCGGGGCGCACAGGAUGACAUUCGCGCCCGAACAAGCAGCCUUGGGCAGGCUGUAUUCCAAGUGCCACUUUAUCUAAAUCAAGAAAAGUUAUAUCAUGCGCGGCGUCCCCAUAGAAAGUCGCGAGGGGGCUGCAUAACCUGUAAGAAGCGGAGAGUUAAAUGCGACGAGGGUAAACCAACCUGCACUAAAUGUCAGAAAUACGGCGCAUCAUGCAGCUAUUCCACUACGUCAUCUGGAAAGGGAUCUAGAACUGAUGUAGCAUCAAGCACGCAAAAGCCAGACGACAUUACAUUUUCUUUUCCUCUGAGUGACCUAGCGACACGGAUUGAGCAGGUCUUAAACCUGGAUACAGGCACCAAUACUUCUCUGGUAGAGCGAAAUGCUGUUUAUCCCGUCAGCAUGGUUGCCUUCCAACAUUUCAUUAAGUGCUCCACCGAAACAGUUGCCAACCCUGGUCUCCGAGCCGUCAUGAGGAGCGACAUGAUUCGGGUUUCGUUUACGAGUCCGUAUUUGAUGUAUACAAUAAUUGCAGUUGGCGUCCUUCACCUCAAUCGCGUUUCCCCCGGAAAUAAAACGCGGCAGUUUGCAGAGACAUAUUUCUGGCAGCGCGCAAUUAAGCUAUACCAAGCGGCACUUACCUCCAACGUUACUCCGAAGAAUGUUGAUUCCCUCCUCUCAACGUGCAUGUUUAUGGGCCUCACCAGUCUUUGUCCUGAGGAUAUCAAGCCAACGGAUUCGUGGGUGUUAUCCGAUAAGUCAGAUGCAAUGAACUGGCUUUGUUUACAGAGUGGCCUCCGAUGUAUCAUAACCCUCGCCAAGCCGUACCUUGAUUCCAGUAUCUGGGCCUCGACAUUCCAACAUGCCCACGAGGACGAAGUGCAAUUCUUGGAGCACGUAGUUAAACAGGGACGGGAGGGUCUCGACCCCGAUCUGGCUGACCUCUGUGGGAUUGACGAAUCUACCACGGCCAAGACAAAUUCAUACUACGAGCCUCUCGCAUUGUUGGCAGCCUUGUUCCAAUUAGAAAAGAAUUUUAAAAACUCAGCAAAAUGCGCAGAAUUCAUGGGAAAGUUGUCGAACGAUUUUCUUGCGCUUCUGAGACGGAGAGAUCCGCCUGCCCUUUUGAUCCUGGCACAGUGGAUGGGUCUGAUGUGUACCUUAUCCCAAUGGCAGCCGUGGAUUUUUGGUCGACUUGUCACUGAGUGCAUCGCUAUUUGUAUGUAUCUAGAGCAUGAUCCGGAUCCCCGGAUAUCGCGUCUUCUAGAGUUUCCAGCUAGCGCGUGCGGAUAUUCCUCUCGAGAUGUUUCACAUAGUAUUUGACGGCGGUAAACUGAAAUACACCUUAUGAUCAAUGGGGAAUGUUCCUAGUAAUAUGUUUUGCUGAAUCUUGGUUCCAAGGUAAAUGCGCGUCCAAUGCACUUCGAAAUAUAUACUUUAGGGUUGGACACUGGCAGUUAUUGCCAGCGGGAGUAGUAGUGGUUAUUAAACCUGGAAACCAUCGACACCAAAACGACAUAUGACACAAAAGCUUCGUAUGAUUAAGGCGCACAGACGAUAUGCCACUAAAUCUGUAAAUGCAUGAGAAUAUAU
This is a messenger RNA of Aspergillus pseudonomiae, 1779 nucleotides long. Its product is annotated as Zn(II)2Cys6 transcription factor. Gene Ontology annotation, biological process: regulation of transcription by RNA polymerase II. The transcript is spliced from 3 exons. The record is from RefSeq and is a predicted model, not a curated record. The coding region runs from base 163 to 1509 and encodes 448 amino acids. Gene Ontology annotation, molecular function: zinc ion binding; DNA-binding transcription factor activity, RNA polymerase II-specific. Lineage: Eukaryota; Fungi; Ascomycota; Eurotiomycetes; Eurotiales; Aspergillaceae.